AUAGGGACUGGGGGACCCCCUCAGCCAGUCCAGCCUUUCAAGUCUCAAAGGUCCGUUCUGGCCGACGUGUGGGUCGACAUGGGUGUCAUUGAGAUGAAGGAGGAUCCCACUGGAGAGGCCAACAAACAACCAAACACGCCUAACCUUCUCAACUGGCGACGCUCGGAUAAACAGAAAGAGGCCAAGUCUGGAAAUGGUCAGCACAAGAAGACUGUCCAGGCUGCAACACCGGCGCCCGUCUCGCUUCCAGCCCUCGACCGCAACAAAAACGCAAAGAAACGACACGACAAAGGGACCGCGAAAGAGAAGGGAAGACGAAACAACACAACGAGACGAAAACAAGAAAAAUCGAGACACGCAUAAGAAAAAGGAUACCGACGAGGGCGGAGAACAGAUGUCGCAGUCCUCCGCGUCAGAAAGCACUUCUGAAAGUUCCUGCUCCACUGAAGGAAAGAGAAUCCAGGAGGGACCUCUAGAGGAUGAAUAUGACGACAGCGAUGCUCUGGACCCACCGCCAAGUCCAGCACCCAUUGUGGACGAGCCCGAACGAGUGAAGGUGAUGUACACAGCCGUGUGCCUCGACACGCGGACCGUGCCCAGCCAGCGCUACAUCCGGGAGAUUUGGCGGCAACGUGUCGUGGUUUGUCACCAGGGUCUGGACCACAGGCAGGGCAAGGCCAUCGCUGUGUCUCUGAAGAAGAACUACACUGUUCGCGAGCUUUACCUGAGGGACAACAAACUCGGCGCAAAUGGAUUUGAAUACCUAUUCAAUGGACUCAUACUGAACAACACACUGAGGCUGUUAGAUGUUUCUCAGAACGACCUAGGGACUGAAGGUGCCGAACUGUUAGCCGCUCUGAUUACUCGAGAAACACCGUUGGAAUGCAUACUUAGUGCAGGCAAUUGCUUUGGGGACAUGGCUGCCAAGUUCUUGGGAGAAGCCCUCAAGAGUAACGAUCGAUUGUUGGAACUCGACUUGAGUUGCAACCUGUUUGAGAUCGGUUCAGGAAAAAGCUUAGCCGAAGGCUUAGCACAAAAUAUGAAUCUUAAGUGGCUGGACCUGAGCUACAAUCAUUUUAGACAUGCGGGUCUGCUGGCACUUCUGACUGGUUUAAAGCAGAACACCGGCCUCCGAAGCUUGAGUCUGGCGUGGAGCUGUCUGGACAGUAGACACGUGAUCGCCCUGGGCAAAAGCCUGCAGGACAACUGCUGCCUCCUGUCCCUCGACCUGUCCGGCUGCCGUCUGAACUCCGCCGCCAUCUUGAAGCUGCUCACCACCCUCCAGGGCAACACUUCGCUCAAGACACUGAAUGUCUCUGACAACCCUUUCCCGAUAUGCGAGAAUAUCAAGCUGCUGAGCAAGCUGAAACUUAUGGACUCACUGGCUAUAGAAAAUGUAUAUAUGAGUAACAUCAAGAGGACAGCGAGCUGGAGGACAUGAUCCACAACCUGCGGGAGGCCAAGCCGACCUUUACUCUCAACUACCGCAACGACGACAGAGGCGACGAGGUGUUGAUGCGCCACAUGACGAGGGGCCUGGUCAGGCAUCGCUCCGACCCUCUGCUCCUCCUCCUGGACCACGUGCACGCCAAGAAUACGGACAUCGCUGGCUUGUUACUGUCGUGCAGCAGCCUCGACAAUCAGAAAGUUGUCAAGCGACAUGCGUUUGUUCGUGGUCUGAUGGACUUUGGCAUCAAUUUGACUAUGGAGCAGGUGAACAGUCUGAUAGCCAUGUUUGACCCAGAGGCCGACUGGGAAAUCGAAAUCGAUCACGUGGUUGACCUCUGCCAGCGGUACCGGCAAAAGACUUGGUGGGAGUUGGAGGAGGAGGAAGCGCAGCUGCAGCAAAUCGUCAGGCCCUCGGAAGAUAAAAAUGUAAAAAGUGACUAUGAUGACCAGGAUGUCAUGUGAGAAAGACUACUUCAGACCAGAUCCAGUCUUGCUUAAGCUUCAUUCCCUAAAUUCCCCGUGUGUGCUGUUGCUGCCCUCAGUAUGGCAGCAAGCUGGCGCCUACAUCGUGUUCAAAUAUUUCAGUCAAGAAUUCAUCAUUGGUACUGACUCUGAGCAUUUGUAUUGAAACAAAUCCGUAGGCAUGCUGAAUAUUCAUGUUCACUCAGAUCGACUGUCAGUGUGUGUGUUUCUGCGUUCCCGCAUAUGUAUGUGUGUGUGUGAGCUUGUGUAAAUUUGUGUGAAUUUGUGUGAAUCUGUGUGAAUUUGUGUGAUCUUUGUCCGUUAGUGUUAGUGAGUGUACGAGCCAUUUAGAGAAUGAAAAAGCUUAUCGACAAUUUCAAGGGAUGUAACUUCUAAUAAAACACACUGACGAUUUUACGUGUGUUACCUCCCUUACCCGGAGAUAAGGUGUAGCAUCUACUACACUUUUAUGUUUAAAAUAAGCAUUAUACACCCAUUUGUGAUAUCGAAGCAUUCCUCGACUGAAUAAUGUCUUGCAGUAGUAAGAUUUUAAAAGCUCGGGGGGAAAUCCAUGUCAUGAAAACAUCACUCAAAAGACUCACUUGAAGGACAGAACCUCAAGAAGAGUUUUUUUUAUAUACUAUUUACU
Molecule: messenger RNA, 2560 nt
Organism: Pomacea canaliculata
Lineage: Eukaryota; Metazoa; Mollusca; Gastropoda; Architaenioglossa; Ampullariidae
Product: leucine-rich repeat-containing protein 74B-like
Exons: 13
Coding region: 194-1441 (415 amino acids)
Molecular function (GO): protein binding
Source: RefSeq, a predicted model, not a curated record